Molecule: messenger RNA, 683 nt
Organism: Pristis pectinata (smalltooth sawfish)
Lineage: Eukaryota; Metazoa; Chordata; Chondrichthyes; Rhinopristiformes; Pristidae
Product: oocyte zinc finger protein XlCOF6.1-like
Exons: 2
Coding region: 435-683 (82 amino acids)
Biological process (GO): regulation of transcription by RNA polymerase II
Molecular function (GO): RNA polymerase II cis-regulatory region sequence-specific DNA binding; DNA-binding transcription factor activity
Source: RefSeq, a predicted model, not a curated record
UUUUGUUCGAGUCCGGGGUCCAGCCCACGGUUGGGGUAAGAAUCCGUGCGGGCUGCAGGAUCACUGAGGGCGGCCACACUGAGCAGUCCCGGCCUUUCUCUCCUCUUCCCCCUCCCGCUCCACACGGGGGACCCGGGCACUUUCCUGCUUGAAAUCAAGGCAAACCCAGUGAGUGCGGGAAGCCCUCAGCAGGAUACAACAAGCAGAGGAUUUGAUUAUGGGAAUCAGAAACACAACAUCAACAAAUUGAAUCUGGGGAGAGGCCACUCACCUGCUCUGAAUCUGGGAAACGAUUCACUCGAUCAUUCCAGUUGCUGAUGCACCAACAAAAUUCAUAAAGAGGCCAUGUAUUCUGCAGUGUGGGAAGGGCUUCCUUCAGUCAUCCCUCCUGCUGACACACCGGUGGCUCAAACGGAUUGGCUCAGGUAUCCAGCAUGAUGACGCACCAGCGAGUUCAUGCUGGGGAAAGGCCAUUCUCCUGCUCAGAGUGUGGGAAGGACUUUGCUCAGUCAUCCCACUUGCUGGCACACCAGCGAGUUCACACUGGGGAGAGGCCGUUCUCCUGCUCAACGUGUGGGAAAGGAUUCACUCAGUUAUCCAACCUGAGAGACCACCAGCGAGUUCACACCGGUGAGAAGCCGUACACCUGCUCCGUGUGGGAAGGGAUUCUCUCAGUCGUCUGA